Molecule: messenger RNA, 2352 nt
Organism: Octodon degus (degu)
Lineage: Eukaryota; Metazoa; Chordata; Mammalia; Rodentia; Octodontidae
Gene: Atxn3
Product: ataxin 3
Exons: 12
Coding region: 51-1127 (358 amino acids)
Biological process (GO): protein deubiquitination
Cellular component (GO): nucleus
Molecular function (GO): cysteine-type deubiquitinase activity
Source: RefSeq, a predicted model, not a curated record
GAGAAGUCGUCACGAAAAACAUUUUUGAAUGUUUCGGCUACUGGGAACAGAUGGAUUUCUAUAUGUGGACAAGGAGGACUCUGCAAGAAGGAUCACUUUGUGCUCAACACUGCCUGAAUAAUCUGUUGCAAGGAGAAUACUUCAGCCCUGUGGAGUUAUCCUCAAUUGCCCACCAGCUGGAUGAGGAAGAAAGGAUGAGGAUGGCGGAAGGAGGGCUGACUAGUGAAGACUAUCGCACAUUUUUACAGCAGCCUUCUGGAAAUAUGGAUGAUAGUGGCUUUUUCUCUAUUCAAGUUAUAAGCAAUGCCUUGAAAGUUUGGGGUUUGGAGCUGAUCCUGUUCAACAGUCCGGAGUAUCAGAGGCUCAGGGUCGAUCCCAUAAAUGAAAAAUCAUUUAUAUGCAAUUAUAAAGAACACUGGUUUACAGUUAGAAAAUUAGGGAAACAGUGGUUUAACUUGAAUUCUCUUUUGACGGGUCCAGAAUUAAUAUCAGAUACAUACCUGGCACUUUUCUUGGCUCAAUUACAACAGGAAGGUUAUUCUAUAUUUGUCGUUAAGGGUGAUCUGCCAGAGUGUGAAGCUGACCAACUUCUCCAGAUGAUCAGAGUCCAACAGAUGCACCGACCAAAGCUCAUUGGAGAAGAAUUAGCGCAACUGAAAGAGCAGAGAGUCCUUAAAACAGACCUGGAGCAAGUCUUAGAAGGAAAUGAUGGGACAGGAGCGCUAGAUGAAGAUGAGGAGGACUUGCAGAGGGCUCUGGCUCUCAGUCGCCAGGAGAUUGACAUAGAAGAUGAAGAAGCAGAUCUCCGCAGGGCCAUCCAGCUCAGUAUGCAAGGUAGUUCCAGGAAUAUAUCUCAAGACGUCCCACAGACAUCAGGCCCAAAUCUUACGUUUGAAGAGCUGCGAAGGAGAAGAGAAGCCUACUUUGAAAAGCGGCAGCAGCAGCAGCAACAGCAGGCAGAUCCGCCAGGACAGGCUUCACAGCCACGUGAAAGGCCGACCACAAGCUCGGGGGCCCUUGGCAGUGACCCAGGUGAUUCUAUGAGUGAAGAAGACAUGCUUCAGGCAGCUGUGACUAUGUCUUUAGAAACUGUUACAAAUAAUUUGAAAACAGAGGCAAAAAAAUAAUAUCUUUUAAAAUCAUGUACCUGUUCAUACUUUCCAGCGUUGUCCUCUGUGAUUACAGCAUAGGGUCCAUUUUGGUAAUGUAUCAAAGAGAACAUUGUUCACCAGAGGAGACAUUCAGGGGGCUUGAAAACAACAAGCGAAAGUAGAAAUUUGUCAGUUGUAGGAGUGAAUAAUGAUCCUCUAAAACUAGCCAAAGAGGCAUUCAGCAAUUAAAGAGAUUUAAAUAGUCUUCUAAAUGUUGCUUUUUCUUUUCUUUCUUUCUUUUUUUUUUUUUUUUGAAUGUGCAAUAUCUAAUGUGUUAAAACUGAGGCAUUUUUCUUGGCUUAUUUUGCAGACCACCUAAUUAGCUCUUGUCAUAGAACUUGUUCCAUGCGCUUUUAUUUUUUUCUUCUUUUAUAGGUAAUUUGGAUCACUUUCAGUGUCUAAUAAUUGCUUUUAUUUCUCCCUAACCAAAUUAGCCUUGCAAGAUACUAUCUGCUGUCUGGCUUGAUGAUUAUAAUGGUUCUGGAAGGAUGAGCCCUCCACCCCCCAGCUGUGCGUGUCACGUGCAGUGAGGUUUGCUUGUGUUGUUUUCUGAGGCCACAAUUUCUCUACUACCUGGUUUUUAUUAUUUUUCUGCAGUACUUUUGAAAGAGAACAUUUUACGAGGUUUUGCUUUUUUAAAGCCCUGUACAAGGGGAUCGUUAUUUCAAGACUUCACUCCAUUUCUAAACUCUGAAAUCAGCUCUUGCACAAAUAUUUGAGAAUAAAUGAGAAUUUUUAAAAAGUAUAUAAGCAUUUGUUUUCCCAAAUGCUUUAUGAAUGUCUUUUCAAUUAUGUCACAACUUUACAGCUUUGCUGUAGCCCUGUUUUUCCUGCGCCUUAUUAUUUCUUCCUGAGCUGAGAAAAGUAGGGGAAGUUUAAUAUACAAGCAGAUUUCCUGCUGCUAGAAAUUUUUGACAUAUAUACCCACCAUGAAUGUAUGAUAAAUGCAUUUUGGCCUUCAAUUUUAGUAGUAGUUUCAUUUUAUUUUCUUUUGUGACUGGAGCUUUGUGUUCAAUUUACAAUGGUCAUGGAUUGUAAACAUCACUUCACAUUUUCUAGUAGGUAUAGUUUGUCGGGAAUUAUGAUUAGGAACAUGGAAAUAAUGUACUGAUAAAAAUAUGUUUAAAUGUAUACUAUUAUUUGACAGUUGCAUCAUGUUUAAAUAGCUUAAGGGUUAGAGAAGUCACAGUAGUUAUUGGGU